AUGUCCGGAUUCUCUUCCUUCCCCAUCACCGGCAUCAAAGCCGACUGCCAAGUCCAUCCACGCCCCGAAGUUAACUCCUGGGCAAAAAGUAACCCCAUCCAACUCUCUCUCUACAUCCGGGCCUUGCAGAUCUUCCAAGCCAUUUCCUUCGAAGAUGUCAAAUCUUACUUCCAGAUCGCGGGUAUUCACGGUCUUCCUGCUAUUCCCUGGGACAAUGAUCCUGCCCCGAUGGAGGCGAGCAAAUCCUACCCCACUAACUACGCUUCAUCAGACAUCACUCCUGAUUUCUACUGUCCGCAUAACUCUAUCCUUUUCCCCACUUGGCAUCGCGUGUAUGUGCUUUUGUUUGAGCAACGACUUUGGGAGAUCAUGAACUCUGAGAUCGUGCCUCAGGUCACUGGCGAUCAACAGGCUGCGUGGCAGGAAGCGGCUAAUAGCUGGAGAUUGCCAUACUGGGAUUGGGCUGCCGAUCCCUGUGUGCCAUCCGUUGUGCGAGGCGAUACUGUCUCAAUCGUUGAAUUUGAUGGCAAGACACUUGUAUCUACGUCCAAUCCGUUAUAUCAGUUCAGCACAGGUGCCAUCUCAACCUUCCAGAAGGCAGGCUCAGUCCCUCUGUUCAAUGACCGGUCUAGUCUCGGACAAUGGACCAUCUUCAACGACCCCCCGAUGGCUUAUACUUCUGGGACCAGCAGAUGGGGUCUUAGUAAUGGUAAAGGUGGCAUAGAUGUCUUGACACCGCAACAGGCUGCCGGUAUUCAAAACAAUGACUUUGUCGACAGGGCACUACAAGACCCCAAUUGGGCAGUCAUAAAAGUGGCAGUCAAGGAUAAAAAGGGGAAAACGCAUCACAUUCCCACUGGCCUCUGUGGUUCGAUUCUGGAUCAGGUCAGUCGCCUCUUCGUCCCGUCUAACUUUGAUAACUAUGCCGAGUUCGCCACUACUGCGCAUAGCGGGUUGAAAGAGCCAAAUGGGUACCUGUCUCUCGAGAUGAUCCACAACUAUAUCCACGUCAUGGUUGGAGGUCUUGGAUGGAAGUUGGAUCCAUCUCAACAAACUAAGAAGGGCCAAGCCGAAAACUCCUAUGGCCAUAUGUCAGAUCUUGGCACCGCUGCCUAUGACCCCAUCUUCUGGCUCCAUCACUGCAAUGUGGAUCGUCAAUUUGCCAUCUACCAGAACAACAAUGGAAAGGAUCAGUGGUUCACUGGGCGUACAAACGAUACUGACCCUAAAGCCCAGGAUAACCUUUAUCCGUUCCAUACCGAUACCAAAUUUAACCACUGGAACUCUGAUGGUGUUCGAGAUUGGACUACGCUUGGAUACACGUAUCCCGACCUGGCGCCUGAGACAGACUCCUCUGGCACCGCUCCACUUGAGCUUGUACAGAAGCGCCUCACUGAGAAAUAUGGAGUCCUACGAAGGGUUCUCCACGAGGUUGGUUCCACACAAAAUAUUGAAGGUCUUGACAACGACUAUGUCAUCAACAUCAUCUACAAUCGAUUCGCCUUGAACGGAGGCAGCUACAGUAUUCACUUCUUUAUCGGUAAGGAAAGUGACAUUCCUGCAUCUCCUGAGGAUUACAAGCUCAGCGUCGAUUACAUCGGUGGCAUCCACACAUUUUCCUCUAGCUACUGGACUCGCGGCAACGAGAACGGUGUUAACUGCGAGAACUGCCAGAAGCAGCAGAAGAGUCAUCAACUGUCCAAGGGUCAGCUACCAGUUACUCUUGCGCUCCUCCAGCGAGCGUUGCACGAAGAUGACAGAUGGGCGGAAAUUAGCCAUCUUGGAAAAGACCAUGUUGUUGAGUACAUGACCAAACAUCUCCAUUGGAGAGCUGUCGCCGUACCCAAUCAAUUGCUCAAGACAGAUGAUCUGCCCGAUCUUAAGGUUUCCUUCAAGGCUGGAAAGGCAGAACAUCCUGAGGACCCGGCUAAGCCAUCCAAAUACUUUGGCUAUGAGCAUCAAUGGGAAGUCACCAAGGGUAAGCUUGGAGGAGCGAAGCCUGAGUAG
Molecule: messenger RNA, 2007 nt
Organism: Fusarium mangiferae
Lineage: Eukaryota; Fungi; Ascomycota; Sordariomycetes; Hypocreales; Nectriaceae
Exons: 3
Coding region: 1-2007 (668 amino acids)
Molecular function (GO): oxidoreductase activity
Source: RefSeq, a predicted model, not a curated record